Xiphias gladius (swordfish) is the source of this 2044-nucleotide messenger RNA. RefSeq names its product multidrug and toxin extrusion protein 1-like. Gene Ontology annotation, biological process: xenobiotic detoxification by transmembrane export across the plasma membrane. The record is from RefSeq and is a predicted model, not a curated record. Bases 111 to 1871 code for a protein of 586 amino acids. Lineage: Eukaryota; Metazoa; Chordata; Actinopteri; Istiophoriformes; Xiphiidae. Gene Ontology annotation, cellular component: membrane. The transcript is spliced from 18 exons. Gene Ontology annotation, molecular function: xenobiotic transmembrane transporter activity; antiporter activity.
GGAUAGGUGCUGUGGUCCCAUGAAGAAUAUCCUUAUUCGGACAUGUAGUUAACCGGCUCACUAGUUAUAAAUUGGCAUCACAAAAAGGCUCCCAAGAGAACUACAACUGUAUGGAAGAUUUAGCUACAAAAAACGAAUGUAAGGGAGUAAAUCGACAGUCCAAAGCAGACGGAUCACCUUCUCCUGCUGCUUGCAGUGUUGACUCAUGCUGCGGAUCCUACCUAAAAAGUAUCAACCUCUGGAUAACUAAGGACUACAAGAAUGAAACAGUUCAGAUUUUAAAACUGGCAGGACCUGUGGUCAUUUCACAGUUGAUGAGCUUCCUGAUCGGCUUUGUCAGCAUGGUCUUCUGCGGUCACCUGGGGAAAACGGAGCUGGCUGGGGUGGCAUUAGCAAUAGCGGUAAUAAAUGUCACAGGCAUUUCCAUUGGCUUUGGUUUGGCAUCAGCAUGUGAUACUCUCAUAUCUCAGACUUAUGGGAGUGGUAACCUAAAGCGUGUAGGGUUGAUACUCCAACGGGGAGUUUUGAUCCUGCUCUUAGCCUGUUUCCCCUGCUGGGCCAUCCUCAUUAACACUCAGCCCAUCUUGCUGGCUGUCAGGCAGAGCGCAGAAGUCGCCAGACUCUCCCAGCUGUAUGUGAAAAUCUUUAUGCCGGCUCUACCAGCUGCCUUCAUGUACCAGCUGCAGGGGAGGUAUCUUCAGAAUCAGGGAAUCAUGUGGCCACAGGUGAUAUCCGGAGCCAUGGGGAAUAUUUUUAAUGCAAUACUCAACUACGUCUUCCUUAAUCUUCUAGACCUGGGGGUUGCUGGAUCUGCAGCUGCAAAUGCUAUCUCACAGUAUUCCUUGGCUGUGUUCUUGUUUGUGUGCAUCUGCGCCAGGGGGCUGCACAAAGCUACAUGGGACGGUUGGUCAGGAAACUGUCUGCAGGAGUGGGGUCCCUUCCUCCGCUUGGCCAUCCCCAGCAUGCUGAUGCACUGUCUGGAGUGGUGGCUGUAUGAGAUCGCAGGGUUCCUGGCAGGCAUCAUCAGUGAGGUUGAGUUAGGAGCUCAGUCUAUAGUUUAUGAACUGGCUUCUAUCGCUUACAUGUUUCCAAUGGGUUUCUCGGUCGCUGCCAGUGUUCGGGUUGGAAAUGCUCUCGGUGCUGGGAACACAGGGCAAGCCAAACUGUCCAGCAAGGUCUCCCUCAUCUGUGCAUCUGUUGUCUCAUGUUUCAUUGGAGCCUGUCUUGGUGUGUCUAAGGAUGUGAUCGGUUACAUUUUCACUACAGAGAAAGACACUAUUGAAAGGGUGGCUGAUAUCAUGCAGAUUUAUGGUUUCAUCCAUGUUGCUGAGGCCUUUGCGGGUGUAACAGGAGGUAUUGUCAGGGGAGCAGGGAAGCAAAUGAUUGGUGCUGUGUGUAGCUUGGUGGGUUUCUACUUCAUUGGGUUCCCCAUUGGAGUGUCUUUGAUGUUCCCUGUCAAAAUGGGCAUAGUAGGGCUGUGGUCAGGGUUUUUAAUUUCUGUUUUGAUACAGUCCACAUUAUUUAUAGUUUUCCUAUGCAAACUAAACUGGAAGAAAGCAACUGAGAGGGCGCUGGUAAGAGCAGGAGUCCAAAUUUCCGAUAGGAACAAGAUCUUUGGCAUAGAAAAUAAGGCCCUGGACUCUGGUGAGAAACAGACCCACCUACAGACCAGCCGAUCCAGUUCCUUGAGUCCAGUAGAGGGGAAGCUGGAAGCGCUCGCUGAAGGUCAGAGGACUUCACAUGACGUGGCUCUUUCAGUCAGGCAACUGGUGGUACGACGUGGCCUCACUGUGCUCUUCAUGUUCAUCAUUCUCGCUGCUGGAGUCUUCAUCAGUGAGCUGCUCAUCAGACUGCUCCAAUUAGAUGAGUGACCAUUGUUAGACCACAUACGUGCAGCAGAAAACAAAGCUCUGCUUUUGAGAGAACGGAUCUUUGUGUUUAGCAGUAAAGCAUUUAAAGGGGUAAAAAUACUAAGUGGGAAGAAUGCAGGGACACAACGAACAGUCAAAAGCACGAUUUUACCACAGUGCGUCGCUUAAAUUUG